Messenger RNA from Ochlerotatus camptorhynchus, 1381 nucleotides. RefSeq names its product flightin (gene fln). The record is from RefSeq and is a predicted model, not a curated record. The coding region runs from base 138 to 563 and encodes 141 amino acids. The transcript is spliced from 4 exons. Lineage: Eukaryota; Metazoa; Arthropoda; Insecta; Diptera; Culicidae.
CUCACUCGCGUUUGGUUGUCCCAGCGCCAAUUUAAUAAUGAUUUGCACGAAAUAAAGUUAGUCUCUUUGUUCAUUCCACCGGAUUAACAGCUCGUCCUCUCAGAAAUAAGCGCAGGUAAAACGAACACUCCGUAGCCAUGGAUGAUGAGAAAACAUCAGCCAGAGUGGUUGUGAAAAAUACCCGCGGGGCUGAACCACUGGAUAUCGUCGAUGAUUUCCAGCGGCGCAAGCUGGUGCUGAACAAGCACUGGGUUCGCCCAAAAUUCCUCCAGUACAACUACAUGUACAACUACCGCCAGAACUACUACGAUGACGUCAUAGAUUAUCUGGAUAGACGGGCUCGCGGAAUGCCCGGUGAUCCACCGAAGCCCCAAUACUGGGCCGAGCGCGUCCUGCGAACUGAGAGAAAAACGCCAAAGAGUGUCGACGCAAUGUACAACUACACCAACAUCGGUCUGAAACGGGAUGACAAGAAGCUUAUGUACACUCUAAGUAAUCAGAUUACAUCGUACAAUUUCCACUCCAAGCGCUACAUUAACAGCAAAUAUGCCAGAAUUUUGUAAAACCCAACUAAAGCAUCCGGCAUACCACAACGAAAAAAAAUUCGGAAACUCGCUUUAACACCAUUUUUGUCAAACGCUUUCAAAACUACCAAAGGCGGAUCGGAGUAGGCGACUGUUCAAAGAUGCUCCUUAACGCAGCAACCGGCGCCCUCAAAACUGCCUGCAAAAAAAUAGCAAAAUGAAAAAAAUACAUUUUCCCGCUAUUUAUCCCCCUCCCAAACGGAGACAAUCCCCUUCCUUUCCCUCAUUUCCAGGAAAUCCUUUUCCCAACGAGAAGAACUUUCAAACUACCUUUUACUAACUCUAAGAAGCUUUCAUAAAAAAAAAAACAGAAAUAACAGAGAGACUACAAACAAAAACGAAAACAUGCAAACGACAAUCUUAUUAGAAAACCCAUUUUACUCGAGCACAGGGGGCAAAACGACCUCGUUGUUACAGUAGAACCAUUUUGUCCUGAUUUUAAACGGAAAUUCUAAAACAUAACCUGUAGCUAUUUGCAUAUCUUAGACCUUGUAGACGCAUAGAAAGAGACACGUUAAAAAUCCUUAGACAAUUCUAACAAAAUGAUUUGAUUUCUUUUUUCUUUUUCUUAAACUUAUAAAAAUAAGCGCGCACUUUAACCUAAGAAACGAUUUUUUUUUUUGAAGCAAUCAUCCCAAAAAAUCUAUAUCAAUAAUUGCUAAUUGCAGAAUGUUUGAUUUUUUCUUCACAUAUUUUAUCUCUUAUAACCCGUUUGCUUACUGAUAUUCAACUAAACCAAAUAUUAUUAUUCGCAUACCCAAUAUAUAUAAACGACGUUUUUGAAAACAUGUUCAAUU